AUGCCGGGCUAUGAAAGCGAUCGGUUUGUAGGGCUAAGCGUCGCCGACAUACAGGAGCUGUCGUGCAGUAUAUGUCUCAACGUAUUUCGGGAUCCCGUGGUCUCCCAGUGCUGUCGACAGACCUUUUGCAGGGAUUGUAUCACUGAUUGGCUCCGAGAAAAUGCUGCCUGUCCUUAUGAUCGGAAAACCCUAACUGUAAAUGAACUACAUAAGCCACCAAGGGUAUUUGAGGUAAUGUUUGGCAAACUUGAGAUUAAAUGUCAGUUCAGUAGUAAUGGGUGUCCAUCGGUGGUACCAUUGGAUCAGUUGUCACAACACGUGGACUCGUGUCCAUACGAUGCGUCCAAAUGUGGGAAAUGUUUUUGUGAACAAACCUCUGGACACGACUGCAUACAGGCGUUACUCGCACUCAAUCGGACGGCUAAUAACGAGAUUAAGACAUUAAAUUUGAAACUUGAUUCUUAUAUGACCAGGGUGUUAUAUGCUGUUAAUAUACCGCAACCUAGCACAAGUAUUCCUGUAUCAAUUGAAUCAAUACUAACGACUGCCAGGAGUGAGAGGUUUAAUGCAGUGAUCUUUGGGUGCGAUAUGAAGGAUGACUUCCGGCACAAAGUACUCGUUAUAGUGGCCGAGGAGUUGAUGAAUGACAUCCAAUUAGGAAAGGUAUGCAAAAAUAUUGUCCACAAAUUGGACCAAAAAUUUGGUGGUUAUUGGAACUGUAUCUGUGAUCACAAAGAUGGAGUAUCCAGGUAUUUUACUUACCUGAAUGGUAGCUGGAUCAGGUGCAAAAUCGGCCAGCUCACAUUUGAUAUUUAUAAG
Molecule: messenger RNA, 819 nt
Organism: Oppiella nova
Lineage: Eukaryota; Metazoa; Arthropoda; Arachnida; Sarcoptiformes; Oppiidae
Source: the annotation of a GenBank genome assembly